Parnassius apollo (apollo) is the source of this 297-nucleotide messenger RNA. NCBI's taxonomy places the organism in Eukaryota, Metazoa, Arthropoda, Insecta, Lepidoptera, Papilionidae. The record is from the annotation of a GenBank genome assembly.
AUGGAGAAUAAGAAAGAAAAACUAAAAAGGAAGCUUAUGAUCUUUUAUUUUCUUCAUCGGAAUCAGAAGGUCUUGUCACCCGCUACACAAGAGCCUUUCACUAAUUGCAGGGAUGUUGUCAGCAAGAUCUACUUAAAAAAGGGAUACUCCUUGGAAUGUGUUAAUAUUAUUAUAAAUUCUCUGUGUCAAAAACACUCUAUUACAAUACAGUUCUGUGUUGGUGUUAUCAACAUUGGUGGAAAUUCUGCCAAACAAAUAAAGCUGACCCAUUGUCGGAAUCAGUUCCCCUAUUAUUAA